Messenger RNA from Nilaparvata lugens (brown planthopper), 4429 nucleotides. RefSeq names its product dynamin-1-like protein (gene Drp1). The record is from RefSeq and is a predicted model, not a curated record. NCBI's taxonomy places the organism in Eukaryota, Metazoa, Arthropoda, Insecta, Hemiptera, Delphacidae. Gene Ontology annotation, biological process: mitochondrial fission. The transcript is spliced from 13 exons. Bases 328 to 2475 code for a protein of 715 amino acids. Gene Ontology annotation, molecular function: microtubule binding; GTP binding; GTPase activity. Gene Ontology annotation, cellular component: cytoplasm; microtubule; membrane.
AUGCUUGCUAUGGCUGUGCCUGUGAUGGAGGGAACUCAACCUCAAGGCCACAACAGUAACAAACGAACGCUGAGAAAUAUUGUAUUGAAAAUUGAAAUUGAAACUGAAAAUAAUUUUGACGGUUUGAAAACUUAUUGUAGUGCAUCGUGAUUUGUGAAUUAUUGAGUUUCUAAAUCUGUUUUUGUGUCAUAUCUUUCUUGCGAUGUCACGCAAACAGUUCAUCAAUUUGCAUUGAAAUUUAACAACACUGCUAUUGUUAGCUAGACUACUUACUUCCAUUUUUACUUGAAUUUGCUUUUUUGGCGUCGCUGACCGAGCACCGGGAAGAUGGAAGCCUUGAUACCAGUGAUAAAUAAACUACAAGACGUAUUUAACGCAGUGGGGACAGACGCUGUUCAAUUACCUCAGAUAAUUGUUGUUGGAACCCAGAGUUCCGGCAAGAGUUCUGUGAUUGAGAGUCUUGUAGGACGUACAUUUCUGCCAAGAGGUGUGGGCAUAGUGACAAGAUGUCCUCUUCUUUUGCAAUUGAUUUACUGCCCCAAAGAGGAUCGAGAGAAAAGAUCAGCCGAAAAUGGCACUCUCAAUCUCGAAGAAUGGGGAACAUUCUUACACACCAGCGACCGGAUCUUCACAGAUUUCGAUGAAAUCAGGAAGGAAAUCGAGCUCGAAACCACUCGUAAGGCUGGACACAACAAGGGAAUAAGCAUUGAUCCCAUUGUUCUGAGAAUAUAUUCAACUUCAGUUUUAAAUCUGACAAUGGUUGAUCUUCCUGGAAUCACCAAGGUUCCAGUCGGAGACCAACCUGAUGAUAUCGAACAGCAGAUCAAAACACUAGUCUCUGUCUACAUCAGCAAUCCAAACUCGAUUAUUUUGGCCGUGGUUACCGCCAAUACUGACAUGGCUACCAGCGAAAGCCUCAAGCUGGCCAAGGAAUUUGAUCCUGACGGAAGACGUACUUUGGCUGUAGUUACCAAACUAGAUCUCAUGGAUGCAGGAACCGACGCUAUUGAUAUUUUAUGUGGCAGAGUGAUUCCCGUCAAACUUGGAAUUAUCGGCGUGGUCAACAGAUCUCAACAAGAUAUUAAUGAUCAAAAGCCAAUCGCUGAUGCUCUGCGUGAUGAAGCAUCCUUCUUGCAAAAGAAGUACCCAACACUUGCCACUCGUAAUGGAACUCCUUAUUUGGCAAAAACGUUGAACAGACUUCUGAUGCACCAUAUUCGAGACUGUUUGCCCGAAUUGAAGACUCGAGUGAAUGUAAUGGUCUCUCAGUUCCAAUCGCUUCUUAAUUCUUAUGGAGAUGACGUUUCCAACAAAAGUCAGAUGCUGCUCCAAAUCAUCACCAAAUUUGCUUCCGCUUACUGCAGCACUAUCGAAGGAACAGCAAGGAACAUCGAAACUACAGAACUAUGUGGUGGAGCAAGAAUUUGUUACAUAUUCCAUGAGACUUUCGGCAGAACUCUUGGAUCCAUUCAUCCUUUGGCGGGACUCACCAAGAUGGACAUUCUGACUGCGAUCAGAAACGCUACCGGACCCCGUCCUGCUCUCUUUGUUCCUGAGGUAUCGUUCGAACUGCUAGUGAAACGCCAGAUUCGACGUCUAGAAGAGCCAUCUCUGCGUUGCGUGGAACUUGUUCACGAAGAGAUGCAACGUAUUAUCCAGCACUGUGGCACCGCAUCCCAACAGGAAAUGUUGAGAUUUCCAAAGUUGCACGAGCGUAUUGUCGAUGUAGUUACCCAGCUUUUGAGGCAGCGCCUUCCUGCCACCAACCAGAUGGUUGAGAAUCUCGUGGCCAUUGAACUGUCUUACAUCAACACCAAGCAUCCUGACUUCCACAAAGAUGCUGCUCUGGUGUCGACCUUGGGUGAAGGACAGAGCCAGGAUGAUUCUACUUUCCGAGUCCACAAGCGGCCGCUCACCGUCUACAGAGACACCGCAGACCAAAACACCCCACACCCACACACCACACACAGGAGUCGAAGUGUUGGUAGACUGCAAAGCAGCGACAACGAAUCGAUGGUCAAGCCAAGUUUUAUGAACUUGAAGCAAAUGGAUUUAUCAACUGCCGAUCCUAACAUGCCGCUUCAAACGUCUUCACCCGUAGAUGAUCUUGUCAGUGCUAUGAAACCCAUCAAUCUUCUGCCUGAGGUCCCGACACAGACUUCAAGGAAAUUGUCCGAUAAAGAGCAGAGAGACUGUGAAGUAAUAGAACGACUGAUUAACUCUUACUUCUACAUCGUGCGGAAGUCAAUUCAAGACACUGUUCCGAAAGCGAUCAUGCAUUUUCUUGUGAACUAUAUUAAAGACAAUCUGCAAUCGGAGCUAGUUACUCAUCUUUACAAAUCCGAAAAAGCAGAUGAACUGCUCAGUGAAUCAGAGCUUAUAGCCCAACGCCGCAAGGAAGCUAGCGAUAUGCUCAAGGCUCUGCAGAAAGCCAAUCAGAUUAUUAGCGAGGUUCGCGAGACUCACCUGUGGUAGGUGAUCUGUUACCGGUGGCCCAGUAUUAUGGUAUUAAUAGUUGAUUCCUUUUGGGCCUGAUUGUUGUUCAGUUGAUCAGGCCCAACUUUAUAAUUCGUUAGCUUUGUUUUAGAAAAUAAGAAAAAACUUUAUCUUGAGACAGAUAAUUGUUUCACAAUUUACCUACUUGUUGUCGAAUUAUGAAUAGUGUUUAUUCUCAGAAAUUUCUGGUUGUAGGAUUUCUCUUAAUUUCAUUGCCAGUCAUUAUUUUAAAGAAAUGAUCCAAUGGAAUCCUACUCAGAAAAUUCUUGUUACCAAGAAUUGUUAUAAUGAUCUCUACAGUCAUUUCAGGCUGUAGGAUUUAUUAGUUAGCGUGAUAAUUUUUCUAAGUGAUAGUCAAUUUUGAUACAUUAUGAGUCAUUUUUUUGUAAUUUGUUGUCGGUCUGGUGUCUUUAGCAGCUGUUCAUCUGCUCAUUAGUUAUAGUUAUAUUUUGUUUUUUUCCCUCAAUAAUGAAAAAAUUUAUUAAUGGAAUCCUACUCAGAAAAUUCUUGUUACCGAGAAUUAUUACAAGGAAUUACAAGAAUUAUUACAAAGAAUUACAAUAAUUAUUGUAAUGAUUAUUACAAUGAUCUCCACAGUCAAUUUUGAUACAUUAUGAGUCAUUUUUUGUAAUUUUGUUGUUCUGGUGGUUUUAAGCAGCUGCUCAUCUGCUCAUUAGUUGUAGUUAUAUUUUGUUUUUUCUCUCAAUAAUGAUUUCUAUGACUUUGAUACAUUAUCAUUCUUCAAGUUAGUUAUUGAUGAGAUUUCUUAAGUUCAUAAUUUUUCUUCAAAUAAAUUCAAUUUUAUACAUCCUGAAAUGUUGAUUUAUCUAAAAAUCAAGCAAUGCUCUUGAUCUUCUGUUCGUAACUGUCAUUAAAAAAAAGAUACUACUCAGAAAAUUCUUGUUACCAAGAAUUAUUAUAAUGAUCUCCACUGACAUUUCAGGCUGUAGGUGUUUCGAUUAAUUGCAUUUAAAGUGUUAAUUUUUCUAAGGGAUAAGUCAAUUUUGAUACAUUAUGAGUCAUGUUUUGUUAUUUGUUGUCGUUCUGGUGUCUUUUAGCAGAUGGUCAUCUGUUCAUUAGUUAUAGUUAUAUUUUGUUUCCCCCUCAAUAAUGAAAAAAAUGAUCAAAUGGAAUCCUACUCAGAAAAUUCUUGUUACCAAGAAUUAUUAUAAUGAUCUCCAAAGACAUUUCAGGCUGUAGGAUUUUCGAUUAAUUGCAUUUAGCGUGAUAAUUUUUCUAAGUGAUAAGUCAAUUUUGAUAAAUUAUGAGUCAUUUUUUGUAAUUGGUUUUCUGGUGUCUUUUAGCAGCCGUUCAUCUGCUCAUUAGUUAUAGCUAUAUUUUGUUUUUCUCCUCAAUAAUGAUACCUAUGACUCUGUUACAUCAUCAUUCUUCAAGUUACUGAGCAAUUAUUGAUGAGAUUUCUUAAGUUUAUAAUUUUGCUUCAAAUAAAUUCAAUUUUAUCCUGAAGUAUUGAUUAUCUAAAAAUCAAGCCAUGUUCUUGAUUUUCUGUUUGUAACAGUUCAUUUCUCACUUAUCAGUUCAAUGUUCGUGUUUAUUGAAUUUUCCAGAUCUAAUUGAAUAAAUUAAUUUUGUAUUUGCAAUUAUCAUGUACCGUUUUAGUAACUUUAAAAAAAACUGUUCACCUGCUUAUUAGUUUUAUAUUUGUUCAUUUCUCUUGAUUUCUCGAUUAAUUUUGAUAAUAAUUUUCAUUAUCCAUCCAAGCCUUGUUCUCAGUAACUUACUGAAAUUGUUAAUGGCAUUUCUAUAUUCUUAAUAUUGCAGUUAAAGUUAAUUUUGAUACAUCAUUAAAUGUUGAUUUAUAAGUAUUGAGUUCUUCUGUCUGUAAUUGUUCAUUUUCACUACUAUUUUCGUUCAAUGUUGAUUUUUUGUAAAUCCAGAAUUUUCAAGCUUUAACAAAAUAAAUGUUCUAUUU